AUGUUGAGUCGCAAAUUCGGGAAGGAGGUGACGAAUUAUUUUGCUGGGCUGCCGUUCAAUCGAGUUGGGUUCCUUCGGGGUGACCAUACGUUCCUGAAUGCGGCAGUGAAGCACCCUUCCACGUCGUUUCUGCUGUUUCAGAACAAUGGACCACUCGUCAAGGACGAGUCCAAACUUGCAUUCGUCUCCUACAAGGAUGUGGCGCCUCUGGUCGGCAAUGAUCCAUUCCGGGGCAGUGAAGCCCAGCUGAUUGAGGAAUACAAUUCGACUAUCACGAGACCGUUGCUGGUCCUGCUUGGGCUGGACGAAAGACAGAAAAACGGCAUCACGUACAAGUCGUACUCUGGUGCGCCGUACUUUGCCCUGGAUGUCACUCCGAAGGGGACUAUUAAGGAACAGGCAGAGUCGGUGAUCUCCGCUCUGGAGGCGAAAGGGCUGAAAUUCUUCCAUGGUCGUUCGCACAUGAAAUUCUCCCCGGAAGAAGCUGCCAUCUUUGCGAUGGGACGAGCUGUCAUCGACUGGAACAACCGCAAUCCGUUCUGCUCACAGUGUGGGCAACCGACCCUUUCGGUCCAGGCCGGCUUCAAGAGAGCCUGUCCUCCGAAGGACCUGGCGUCAGCAGCUGCUGGAUCGGCCGCGGUGGAGCGCCCGCCAUGUGCAGCGAGAAACACCAUCUCCAACGUUUCAUUCCCUCGUACGGAUGCAUCCAUCAUUGUCGCAGUCGUGUCCAACGAUGGGAAGCGGACCCUGCUUGGCCACAACAACCGUUGGCAACCAUGGUGGUACAGUACCUUGGCCGGAUUCUGCGAGCCAGGCGAGUCGGCCGAAGAAGCUACACGGCGCGAAGUUUACGAGGAGACCGGAGUUCGCAUCGGUCGCGUCGUCAUCCACAGCACGCAACAAUGGCCAUACCCGUCGAGUCUGAUGAUUGGCGCGAUUGCACAAGCUCUCCCCGGAGCGGAGGAAAUUACCUACCACGACAAAGAGCUGGGAGAUGCGAAGUGGUUUGACUUGGCCGAAGUUGAGGAGGCGUUGAACCUCCGGGCGAUUCCUAUGGGAGAACCGGCACCUCCACACUUUGCUGAAGGGAAACUGAGGGUUCCACCGCCCACCGCCGUCGCGCAUCAGUUGCUUAGGGCCAUUGUGAAUGGCUAUGUGCAGUAG
Molecule: messenger RNA, 1164 nt
Organism: Rasamsonia emersonii CBS 393.64
Lineage: Eukaryota; Fungi; Ascomycota; Eurotiomycetes; Eurotiales; Trichocomaceae
Exons: 3
Coding region: 1-1164 (387 amino acids)
Biological process (GO): NAD+ catabolic process; NADP+ catabolic process
Cellular component (GO): cytosol
Molecular function (GO): metal ion binding; NADH pyrophosphatase activity
Source: RefSeq, a predicted model, not a curated record